Molecule: messenger RNA, 1248 nt
Organism: Lathyrus sativus (Indian pea)
Lineage: Eukaryota; Viridiplantae; Streptophyta; Magnoliopsida; Fabales; Fabaceae
Source: the annotation of a GenBank genome assembly
AUGGAGAACGAUCUUAAAAGCAACGAAACCCCUUUGUUAUCUUCCAAAAAAACUUCAAAGCUUCAAACUUUGGGGAAUAUCAUUGUCACUGUUGUUGGAACUGGUGUUUUGGGUUUGCCCUUUGCUUUUCGGAUUGCUGGUUGGGUUGCGGGGUCGCUUGGUGUCGCUAUCGUUGGCAUUUCAACCUACUAUUGCAUGCUCCUUCUUGUUAAGUGCAGAGAUAAGUUGGCAAUAGAAGAACCAUUAGUGGAGUCAAGAUCAUAUGGAGACCUGGGUUAUAGAUGCUUUGGAACCUUGGGUCGGUAUCUGACCGAAGUUGUACUCGUGGUAGCACAAUGCGCAGGGUCUGUUGCAUAUUUGAUAUUUAUUGGGCAAAACCUUGAUUCUGUAUUCCAAAGAAAUGGACCCUCGGUUACCACUUACAUAUUUAUGCUAGUACCAGUUGAAAUUGGAUUGUCAUGGAUAGGGAGCUUAUCAUCUUUAGCACCAUUUAGCAUUUUUGCUGACGUGUGCAAUAUCCUAGCUAUGGGAAUUGUAGUGAAGGAAGAUGCACGACAGGCCUUAGAAGGUGGACUUCCAUUUGGGGAAAGGACGGCAAUCACAUCGAACAUUGGGGGAUUACCAUUUGCAGCAGGCAUGGCCGUUUUCUGUUUUGAGGGAUUUGGAAUGACACUAGCCCUAGAGAAUUCUAUGCGGGAUAAAUCUAAAUUCCCAAAAUUGCUGGCUCAGACUUUUAGUGGGAUUACACUUGUAUACAUUCUUUUUGGGUUAUGCGGUUACAUGGCUUUUGGUGAAGAAACUAAAGACAUUGUGACCCUUAAUCUCCCUAGAAAUUGGUCAUCGCUUACCGUACAGGUAGGAUUAUGCCUGGGGCUUAUGUUCACAUUCCCAAUCAUGUUACACCCAAUAAAUGAAAUUGUGGAAGGAAAACUCAAAAUCAUCCACAGAAACAACAACAACAACGAUGAUUCAACAGAACCAGGAAAAACUACAAUAUACACCAGUCGGGCUAUUGUGGUGGUUCUUCUGGCUGUCAUUGCUUCAUUUGUGCCAGAAUUCGGCAUAUUCGCUUCAUUUACGGGAAGUACCCUGUGUGCUGCGCUCUCAUUUGUUUUGCCAGCCACAUUUCACCUAAAACUAUUUGGCUCUUCUCUACGCAUGUGGCAAAUAGUCCUAGAUUUUAUUGUAUUAUUCAGUGGAGUAUUUUUCGCAGUUUAUGGAACUUACAAUACAAUUGUUGGAGUUUGA